Molecule: messenger RNA, 2883 nt
Organism: Colletotrichum higginsianum IMI 349063
Lineage: Eukaryota; Fungi; Ascomycota; Sordariomycetes; Glomerellales; Glomerellaceae
Product: WD domain-containing protein
Exons: 2
Coding region: 1-2883 (960 amino acids)
Biological process (GO): maturation of SSU-rRNA
Cellular component (GO): small-subunit processome; Pwp2p-containing subcomplex of 90S preribosome
Molecular function (GO): protein binding; snoRNA binding
Source: RefSeq, a predicted model, not a curated record
AUGGUCAAGUCAUACUUAAAGUAUGAGCAUAGCAAGUCCUUCGGCAUUGUCGCAUCCAACACAUCAAACCUCGUCUGGGCCCCCCUAGGCAGAGCUGGUAGUGGCACCGGCCAGGCAAUUGUAGCUGCGAACGAGGAUGUUUUGUGCUGGGAUAUCAAGAAGGGCGAGCUUUUGAGUAGGUGGCGCGACGAGAGAAACAACGUACCCGUCACUGCGAUCGCGCAGAGCAAGGUUGACACGGAUGUGUUCGCGGUCGGAUACGAGGAUGGAAGCAUUCGGCUGUGGGAUAGCAAGAUCGCGACGGUGAUUGUCAACUUCAACGGACACAAAUCAGCCAUCACGACGCUGGCAUUCGAUAAGUCGGGCGUGCGACUGGCCAGCGGCUCCAAGGACACCGACGUCAUUCUCUGGGAUCUCGUGGCUGAAGUUGGCCAGUUCAAGCUGAGGGGGCACAAGGACCAAAUCACUGGGUUGCAAUUCGUCGAGCCAGAAGGACAGGUUGAGGAUGAGGAAAACAUGGCAAUGCUGGACAGCGAUCCGUCUGCCGAGGGUUACCUCCUUACCACAGGUAAGGACUCUUUGAUCAAGCUCUGGGACUUGUCCUCGAGGCAUUGCAUCGAGACGCACAUCGCACAAACGAAUGGCGAGUGCUGGGCUCUGGGACUCUCCCCCGACUACAGCGGGUGCAUCACGGCCGGAAAUGAGGGAGAACUUAAGGUCUGGUUUCUGGACACGACGGCACUCGCCGCGUUGAAGGGCCAGGUUGACGCGCCGCAAGACACCAAAUUCUUGCACGACAGAGGGACACUAUUCCGCCAACAUAAGGACAAGGCCGUGGAGGUGGUUUUCCACCCGCGAAGAGACUAUUUUGCAGUCCAUGGCACGGAAAAGGCGGUGGAGGUGUGGCGCAUCAGAUCCGAAGCCGAAGUGAAGAAGUCUUUGGCCAGAAAGAGGAGGAGGAGACGUGAAAAGGCUGGCAAGGAGGCGAAGGAGGUUGGCGAUGGCGCGGCUGAGGGCGACGAGCAAGCUGAUGACAUCUCCACCGCGGAGGCCAGUGACUUUUUCAUUCGGUACGUCAUCGUCCGGACGGGCGGUAAGGUGCGGUCAGUCGAUUGGGCUGUCAACGGUGGCAGCAAGGAGGUUCACUUGCUGGCCGGUACGACAAACAACCAGCUCGAGCUCUACAGCAUACCCACGAAAGAAGGUUCGAAGUCGAAAAAGGAAGACGUGCCCGAGUAUACGCGGUCGUUGGCAGUAGAACUCCCGGGACACAGGACAGACAUCCGCGCCGUGUCGCUCAGCUCCGACGACAAGAUGCUGGCCACGGCCGCCAACGGAAGUCUCAAGAUCUGGAACAUCAAGACGCAAGCGUGUAUUCGAACGUUUGAGUGCGGCUAUGCCCUGUGCUGUGCAUUCCUGCCCGGAGACAAGGUGGUUGUGGUGGGAACCAAGACAGGCGAGCUCGAGCUCUUCGACGUCGCUUCCGCAAGCCUUCUCGACAGCGUCUCAGCGCACGAUGGCGCUGUCUGGUCAUUACAAGUGCACCCGGACGGUCGAUCCGUGGUGUCCGGCAGUGCAGACAAAUCGGCCAAGUUCUGGGAUUUCAAGAUUGUCCAAGAGGAGGUUCUGGGCACCACUCGCACAACACCAAAACUGAAGCUCGUCCAGUCCAGGACCCUCAAGGUGUCAGACGACAUCCUGUGUGUGAGGUACUCCCCUGAUGCCAAGUACAUUGCCGUCUCCCUCCUCGACAACACCGUCAAGGUCUUCUUCACCGAUAGCCUCAAGCUCUAUCUUAAUCUGUACGGCCACAAGCUCCCCGUCCUGAGCAUGGACAUAUCCUACGACAGCAAGCUCAUCGUCACGAGCUCCGCCGACAAGAACAUCAGGAUAUGGGGCCUCGACUUUGGCGACUGCCACAAGGCCCUCUUCGGUCACCAGGACUCCAUCCUGCAGGUGGCAUUCGUCCCGCACAACUCGGACGGAAACGGCCACCACUUCUUCAGCAGUUCCAAGGACCGUGUCAUCAAGUACUGGGAUGGCGACAAAUUCGAGCAGAUUCAGCGCCUCGACGGCCAUCACGGUGAGGUCUGGGCCAUGGCCGUCGGCCACACAGGGAACUUCCUCGUCACUGCCGGCCACGACAAGUCCAUUCGCGUGUGGAACGAGACAGACGAGCAGAUCUUCCUCGAGGAGGAGCGGGAGAAGGAGAUCGAGGAGCUCUACGAAAAGACGCUCACCACCUCGCUCGAACGCGACCAGGACGCUGAGGACCAGGACGGCGAGGUUGGCGCCGCCUCGAAGCAGACUGUCGAGACCCUCAUGGCCGGCGAGCGCAUCGCCGAGGCCCUCGAGAUUGGCAUCGCCGAUCUCAGUCUCCUCAAGGAGUGGGAGGACGCCAAGAAGUCGAACCCGCACGCACCCGCGCCGCAGCGCAACCCCAUCUUCCUCGCCCUCGGCAACAUUACUGCCGAGGCGUACGUUAUGAGCGUGCUGAGCAAGAUCCGGGCUUCGGCGCUGCACGAUGCGCUCCUCGUGCUGCCUUUCUCGACUGUGCCAAUGCUCUUUACCUUCCUCGACCUCUUCGCUCAGCGAUCCAUGAACAUUCCGCUGACGUGCCGCAUCCUCUUCUUCAUGCUCAAAACGCACCACCGCCAGAUCGUCGCCAGCCGUACCAUGCGCGGCAUGCUCGACGGCAUCCGUGCCAACCUGCGCGCUGCGCUCAAGCGCCAGAAGGAUGAGAUGGGCUUCAACAUCGCCGCGCUCAAGGUCGUUGGCAUGCAAAUUCAAGAGAAGAGCGUCAAGGACUACGUCGAUGAGAACUGGGAUGGCGGUGACGACAGCCGAACCGUCAAGAAGCGAGCCUUUGUACAGGUUUCGUGA